Lachancea dasiensis is the source of this 1626-nucleotide messenger RNA. Lineage: Eukaryota; Fungi; Ascomycota; Saccharomycetes; Saccharomycetales; Saccharomycetaceae. The record is from the annotation of a GenBank genome assembly.
AUGUCCAACAGCGAGGACGCGAGACAGGAUUACGACUAUGAUCAGCCUGGUGAAGACGCUUAUAAAAGAGGUAGCCAAUAUAAGUGGACUAAAGCUCGGAAGGCUGACUAUGAUGAAUCCAAGCAGGAUUCAGACAGUUCCAACAAAAGAGCGCCCCAAACUACUGAAGGUGAGAUUUCGGAAUCUAAGGAAAAAAGGCUGCCAAAACGUAAAGUAGCCGUUAUGAUUGGUUACUGUGGAACUGGUUAUCAUGGAAUGCAAUACAAUCCUCCUACCCCAACUAUUGAAGCUGAACUAUUCAAAGCGUUUGUGGAGGCUGGGGCCAUUUCACAAGCUAACUCCACAGACUUGAAAAAAAGCGGCUUUAUGAGAGCCGCCAGAACAGACAAGGGCGUGCACGCUGGUGGAAAUGUGAUAUCUUUGAAGCUCAUAAUUGAAGACCCUGAUAUUAUCUCCAAGAUCAACUCUAAAUUACCCGAGGGCAUCCGCAUCUGGGACAUUGAGCGUGUUAACAAGGCCUUUGACUGCAGGAAAAUGUGCAGCUCUCGUUGGUACGAAUAUCUUCUCCCAACUUACUCCUUAAUUGGUCCAAAGCCGGGAAGUGCUCUUUUUAUGGACAUCGCGGAAAGUAAAACCGAGAUUCCCGGAGUUCUGUCAGAUGAUGACGAGAGCGCGGAAAUUUGGACAAAUUUCUUCAAAGAGGCAGAACAAAUGUUCACACCGGAGGAAUUAACGGCCAUUCAAAGCUAUGCACCUCCGCCCAGGAACGAAUUUGAUGACUCCGAUCCAACCUACCAGUUGGUAAAACGUUACAAGCUGCUUGAAAAUCAGCAUCGGAGGGCUUAUAGAAUAUCUUCAAGCAGACUUGAAGCAUUCCGUUCCGCAAUGAAUCAAUACUUGGGCCCGCAUAACUUCUACAACUUUACUUUAGGAAAAGAGUUCAAGGAUCCGAGUGCCGUGAGGUUCAUGAAGGAAAUCAAGGUUUCAGAGCCAUUUGUAAUCGGUGAAAAGCAUACAGAAUGGGUUUCUAUAAAAAUUCACGGACAGUCCUUCAUGCUUCACCAAAUCCGGAAAAUGAUCUCGAUGGCCACGCUUGUUACGCGAUGCGCCUGCCCGACGGACCGUAUUACCGACGCUUACAAGCCCCAGAGGAUUAAUAUACCCAAGGCCCCGGCUUUGGGUUUGUUGCUAGAAUGUCCGGUUUAUGAAGGAUACAACAAAAGGCUACAAGAUUUUGGCUAUAAUGGAAUUGAUUUCGGCAAGUAUCAGCAAAAAAUGGAUGAUUUCAAAAUGAAACAUAUUUAUGAUAAGAUUUAUCAGGAAGAAGUGUCCGAAAACGUGUUUAAUGCUUUUUUCAGCUACAUCGACAAUUUCAGCCAAGUUACCGGAGCACAGCCGGCGGUCGAGGAAACUCCGGAUUUAACUGGCUUAGAUACUAAGCCAGUCGCUUCGGGUCAAAGAAGCGUUUUUGAUUUCCUGACAGCGAGGGGAAUAAUUGAUAAAACGGAUAGCAGGAAGGAUGGUAAGCCCGAAGGAAGGGAUCCAGAAGUGGUCAACGUAGCAGCUCAAGAACGUCAGGCCACUCCUCAAACCAUAGAGAAUGAGAUUGCUGAAGAACAGAAGUGA